AUGACCCCCUGGUUCUUGAGCGGAAAUUUCGAACCGAUACAGCGCCAACGGGAACUGACGUCUUGUCCCUAUACGGGCAAGAUUCCUGAGGAGCUCGCGGGCGGCCAAUAUGUACGAAAUGGCGGCAACCCCCAGCAGAUGCCCAGGGAGACAGAGCGCUCGCACUGGUGGGAUGGAGAUGGCAUGCUCUCUGGGGUUUACUUCAACCAAACAGACGACCACGACAGCAAGCUGCAGCCUCAGUUUGUCAAUCAGUACCUCCUGACCGACGUAUACCUUGCCGCCAAAUCCAUGCCUUCGGUCUGUUCGCCCAUGGUGCUGAGCUUGAGUGUUAUGCUCGACCCGUAUAUCUCAAUCUUUGCCUUCUUGUGCGAGUUGAUGCGAUGUGCGGUCUUGGUUCUUUGGUCGCACAUCAGCCCCAUGGUGCCAGCCAUUCGUAAUCUCAGCGUUGCAAACACAUCCCUCUCUUUCCACGAUGGAAGAGCACUCGCCCACUGUCAAAGCGGUCCGCCGCUCAGAGUACUCCUACCUACUCUGCAAACGGUCGGCUGGUUCAAUGGUGCAUCAGCGGAAGGUGAGCCCGAGACGCACUCUUCGUUCGAAGAAGUCAUCGGCGGCAGGGGGCCUUUGGCGUUCUUAAAGAAUUGGACAACAUCUCAUCCCAAGGUCGAUCCCGAUAGUCAGCAAAUGGUCACCUUUCAAUCCUCUUUCCUCCCACCCUUUGUCUGGUACUCAGUUCUCCCUGAUUCAGACCACGGCAGUGAAAAAGCUCCGCUGUCCCAAACAAAAUUGAUCAACCAGCCCAUUCCGGGGAUCGCGAGCCCCAAGCUCAUGCACGACUUUGGCGUAUCUGGAUCACAUACCAUUAUUCUAGACCUCCCCCUAUCCUUGAAUCCAUUGAACACAAUCAAGGGCAAGCCUCCGGUGCAGUACAACCGACAUUCGCCAUCCCGGUUUGGAAUCUUCCCGAGAUUUCAGCCACAGAACAUACGAUGGUAUGAGACCGACGCAUGUCUCAUCUUCCAUACCGCCAAUACUUGGGACGAGGUAGAAACCUCUCCCUAUUCCAAAGAAAGUGCAAGAGUGGUGAACAUGCUAGCCUGUCGCACCACGACACCCGCGGUGCUUUAUACCUCCUCGUCAUCUUCAAACUCAGUGGGCGCAGAGCUUCUUGAACAAGGACACGAUGCAUGCAGGCUCUACUACUACUCCUUCAACAUUUCCGAUUCCAUCAAUAACCAGAUCAUGCACGAGUGGGCCCUGUCCGCCAUUCCGUUUGAAUUCCCAACAGUGUCACCGAAUUACGAGAUGAGAGAUGCGCGCUUCGUGUACGGGUGUUCCACUACGGACUCGAAAUCGAGCGCGAGUAUUGGACAGGGUGUUAAAGUCAAUUGUCUUGUCAAAAUGGACGUGCAGAGGUUAAUUCAAAAAGGCCGGGAGACAUCGACAGCCCCAAUCGUGGGAUGUGUCGAUACACGGAAUAUAGAUGAAGUCAUCGCCAGCAAGAUAGUGGACGAUCCGAUCCAGGUAUUCCAGGCUCCAAAGGGGUGGUAUACUCAAGAAGCGUCUUUCGUCCCGCGUCAACAUGCCACGCGCGAGGACGAUGGAUUUCUACUGGCCUUCAUGUUCGAUGAAUCUCAACUCCAUCACGAUCGGAGCUGUCCAUUAAAUGCCCGCAGUGAACUGUGGGUGAUUGACGCUCUUGACAUGGAAACGGUUGUUACACGAAUCUUGCUUCCUCAGAGAGUGCCCUAUGGCUUCCACGGUCAUUGGUUCUCUCGUGGGGAUAUUGAAAGACAGCGUGCUGUGGCCUCAUUGCGGAGAGAUACCACAUGA
Molecule: messenger RNA, 1836 nt
Organism: Penicillium diatomitis
Lineage: Eukaryota; Fungi; Ascomycota; Eurotiomycetes; Eurotiales; Aspergillaceae
Product: carotenoid oxygenase family protein
Exons: 2
Coding region: 1-1836 (611 amino acids)
Biological process (GO): carotene catabolic process
Molecular function (GO): carotenoid dioxygenase activity
Source: RefSeq, a predicted model, not a curated record